ACAAAAAUCUAGCAAAAACAAUUUUAGAAUACAAAUUUUGCAUUUAAAAACAAAAUACACAGCCCCGCACCAAAAAAAUUUCGAUAAAAUUGCCAAAAAACUUUGCCAAAAUUAUACCUAUUAUUGAGAAUAUACAAAAAAAAAAAAGAAAAAACUCAAAAAAUACUAUUUCAAAAAAAGUAUACCCUGACCAAAAAUAUUGAUGCUAAAUUCGGCAAACUCUCUACCAUUACAAUCCUUGCGUGUAAACCCAAAACGUUCGGCAGGCAUGUGCGGCACCAUCAUAUUUCGGCAGCACCCACGGACCGAAUGAAAUGUGAGAGGAGCCCGUUUGGCGUCAAGCUUAACCAUCAGGCGAAGCACAUCAAGAAUGAAGGAACAACUGUCUUCGAAACAGCAGGAGCGCAAUGAAAAGAAAAAGAAGAAGAUGGCCGCUCUAGCAAACCUCAUGCAACUGAACGAUAGAGAUCGUGUGCACGAGGCAGAGCUGGCCAAGCGUCGCGAGGCCCUCCUCAAGAGCGGCUCAGAUGGCGCAGCCUCGCCCAAUGAUGAUGACGACGGAGGCUUUGUAACAGUGUGCAGUAAACGAAAGCCCCGCAAUCGUCUUACAAUUAAAAACACGAGCGAUGAAAGUGCUGCAUGCGAUGCGGAUGAGCCGAAAAUCAAGAGAAGUCGUAGUGCCGAGGGUGGCGGCGGCGACUUGCCGGAUCCCGUGUCCACAUUGACUGAGGAACAGUACAAGUCACUCUCUGCGGAGUUGCGCCGGCGCAAACGCGAACUGGAGGACAUGCCUGGUCUGCGUUUGCGCGAAAUGGGGCAGCGCGCCUCUUUGGAGACGCCACAGGAUGUGCGCACACCAAUCUUCCUUACCGAUAUACAGCAUCUGCUGAUGUCCGCGUUGAUCGGCAGAAACAGUCCAUGUGCGCCAGAUCGCUGGUGCUCGCUGGACAAAUGGCUGAGCCUGUCGCACAGCGUGGUUGUCAUCCUGGAGGGUUUGUCGCUAUAUCAUUAUUUGUCCAACGAGAGCCGCUUCGAGGCGACCAAUCGUAUAUUCAACACCAAACUAGAGAUGUUGCUGCCGCCGCAGGAUGAGGGUAAAAUUAUCGACGAGAUUGCGCAGAUUCCGCUGACAAAUGUGCAAGCGCAAAAGUUAAUUGACGAACACGGCUCAUUAGAGUCGGCCGUGGAGCUGAACAAGGACCCCACACUGCUUGUUAAGACAAUUUUUCCAAUCGAGAAACAAACAUGCAAAGAUGCGCUGGAGCUGCAUCCGGACGAUAAAUUUCCACGCACCAAACUGCUGCUCUCGGCCCUACAGAUGGUCGACGAGGGCUAUCCCAUUCCCCUCCAGGGUGAGCUGCACAGCCGCUUUAAGUCAUUUGUGUUCACAAAAAAACGUUAUGCGCCCGUCACCGACCGCAGUCCCAUGUACGGCGUAGAUUGCGAAAUGUGUCGUACCAUCGCAGGCGUCAAUGAGCUGACACGUAUUUCGAUUGUCGAUGAGAAACUCGAGACCGUGUACGAGUCGUUGGUGCGGCCCAUCAACAAAAUCACCGACUAUCUGACACAGUACUCCGGCAUAACUGCCGAGCUGAUGGAGUCGGUCACCAAGCAAUUGUUUGAAGUGCAGCAAGAGGUGUCUCAGUUGCUACCUGCCGACGCUAUAUUAGUGGGUCAGUCGCUUAAUUCGGAUCUGAACGCGCUCAAAAUGAUGCAUCCAUAUGUAAUCGAUACUAGUGUGUGCUUCAACAUUUCGGGCGUGCGUAAGCGUAAGAGCAAGCUGAAGCAUUUGGCCCAGACUUUCUUAAAGGAGCAAAUUCAAGAAAAUGAUGAUGGACACGACUCCAUUGAGGACUCGCGUGCCACCCUCAAGCUGGUCAAAAUGAAGCUGGCCAACAGCAUCGAAUUCGGCGAUGAAAUUCUGACGCAACGCAAGCGAAUUCAUGAGGUGGUCCGUGCCAGCAGUGGGGACAGCAUCAAGAACAAUCUGUUUGCCCACGUGGCGAAGCGGGACAAGCGCACGGCCAUCGUAACAGUUGGAGAUUUGCAGCCGCGGCUCAAGGAGGUUAUUCAGAAAGCGGAGCAGGCGGUGCCGAAGGAUAAUCGCAAAGCGGUACAUGUACACGAGGUGUCUUCGCCCAAGGAGGCGGUACGCAAGGUCAACGAGAUUGCUCUGGAGCAUGCCUUGACAAUUGCGAAUCUGCUUGUACCCGAACAGGACUUUAUGUUGGAGACAGCGGAGCGAGCGGCGACCAAGGUGGACAAACUUAUUGAGCGUCUGUGGAACACAGUCGCCCACAACGGACUCUUCCUGGUGCUAAUGGGCGGCUCGGCGGAAUGCACGAAGGGCGUGGCUAAAAUCGCCAUUAAGCGUCUUAACGGCACUAAUGAAACGAGUGCGCCGCUCAGCGUUCAGGAUUAGAAUGUAAAUAGUAUAAUGGGGGGAGGAGAGGAGUGUGCCCGCCCACGACUCUAAUAUAGAUGACCGCUAUAAUAUAUUAUUUUUGAUAAACAAUAUCAAAUGCUUUAAACCAACAAAACUUAACCAAUUAAAAUUUGCGUACAGUGCAUCUUCAAGUUUUUGGUGUAGUGGCUGGUAGUCGCAGAGCCAUCAAGGAAAUUUCUUCGUAUUUGGAUUUAAGUACACAAGACCACAAGCAAAUAAAAUCCAACCCCAAUCCCAAAACUUCAACUCUUAAACCCAAUAUGUGUAACCCGUCAAGUUAACACAUUUAUCUGAAGAAAAUUAUAAAUUUAUCUUGAUGAAUAUUCAGCUAUGAAUAAUGAAUAAACAAAUUCUACAUUUAUUUUUUCAUAAAAAAUAUAAGAAAACUUUUCAAACUUAA
Scaptodrosophila lebanonensis is the source of this 2846-nucleotide messenger RNA. It is a transcript of the gene Rexo5, whose product is annotated as small RNA degrading nuclease 5. The record is from RefSeq and is a predicted model, not a curated record. The transcript has 5 exons. Bases 371 to 2422 code for a protein of 683 amino acids. Gene Ontology annotation, molecular function: nucleic acid binding; exonuclease activity. Gene Ontology annotation, cellular component: nucleus. Lineage: Eukaryota; Metazoa; Arthropoda; Insecta; Diptera; Drosophilidae.